Molecule: messenger RNA, 1306 nt
Organism: Hydra vulgaris (swiftwater hydra)
Lineage: Eukaryota; Metazoa; Cnidaria; Hydrozoa; Anthoathecata; Hydridae
Product: trafficking protein particle complex subunit 13
Cellular component (GO): TRAPPIII protein complex
Source: RefSeq, a predicted model, not a curated record
CAUUUUUUAGUGCAUAUAAAAAUGACAUAAUAGAUUAAAAAUGCAAGACCAAGUUAAAGAAAAAGAUCAUUUGUUGGUAUUAAAAGUCAUGCGACUGACAAAACCUUCAAUUAAGUCUCCUCUCCAUGUUACUGCUGAAGAACAUGAUUUUCCUGGAGAUUUGUUUUAUAAUGAAAUGAUGAAUGAUAUAAGUGCUUUAAAAGGAGCAGAAGAAAUGGCAGUUGGUGAAAUUCUUUCUCUUCCACAAGCAUUUGGAAGCAUUUAUCUCGGAGAGACAUUUUCUUGCUACAUUAGCAUUCUUAAUGAUAGUAAUCAAUGUUGCAAAGAUAUUUCUGUCAAGACAGAUAUGCAAACAGCAACUCAACGGUUUCAAUUAACAGCUUUUAAACCUAAAGAUAUGUUGUCACCUGAUCAAAGUGUUGAUGAUGUCAUAAGUUAUGAAGUGAAAGAGCUUGGCACUCACAUACUUAUUUGUGCUGUCACAUACUCAUCUCAAAGUGGUGAAAAACUUUAUAUGAGACGUUUCUACAAGUUUCAGGUAUUGAAACCUCUUGAAGUGAAAACAAAAUUUUAUAAUGGGCAGAAUGAUCUGGUGUUCCUUGAAGCUCAAGUUCAGAACAUAACAACUUCAAAUAUGUGCAUGGAACAAGUGACUCUAGAACCUUCACAGUAUUAUCAUGUACAAUCUCUUAAUUUUUUACCAAAAGACAACAAACUUGAUGGAGUAUAUGGUUGUAGUUACAUGAAUCCAAUGGAUACAAGGCAAUAUCUAUUUAAACUUCUUCCUAAAUGUGAUGAUUCGAAAGAGAUGCGAACCAAACCUCCGUUAUCAAUCGGAAAAUUAGACAUUGUUUGGAGAACUAAUUUUGGAGAGACUGGUCGUUUACAGACAAGUCAACUUCAAAGAAUGACUCCGUCAGAGCGUGAUGUAAAAUUAGUUUUAAUUGAAGCACCAGAUGUUGUUAGUUUAGAAAAACAGUUUCAAAUUAAAUGUCGACUUGAAAAUUCAAGUCCUGCAAAAAUAGAAGCUAAAUUGUUUCUUACAAAUCCUCAUAACAAUUCAAUGUUGUGGUGUGGAAUAUCGGGAAAGAUUCUCGGACCCCUACCUCAAGGCUCUCACUUAGAUAUCACUCUUCUACUCUUAGCAAUAAGGCCUGGAUUUCAUUCUAUCGGUGGUGUUCGAAUUCAGGAUCUUAACAGUUCUAGAGUUUAUGAAUUUGACGAUAUUUUUAAAUUACUUGUUUGUGCAACUUGUGAAAUUCCUUUUUAAUAAAUGAUUUUUUUUAUAUCUUUACAUUUAUUUAAA